This is a messenger RNA of Peniophora sp. CBMAI 1063, 987 nucleotides long. NCBI's taxonomy places the organism in Eukaryota, Fungi, Basidiomycota, Agaricomycetes, Russulales, Peniophoraceae. The record is from the annotation of a GenBank genome assembly.
AUGCGCAUAGUCCAGAAUCAGCGACACAUCGCGCAAGGGUUCUCAGACGUAUCGAGGCGAAGCGCUCAGACCGCGUUCAAGGUCUCCGUACCCGAGGCAUACGACCCGUCAGAAGCUGGGCCAGGAGGAUGGGACGCGCUCGCUAGGAAGUGGAAUAUUCGACGCGCGGCGUAUGUUGCUGCGCUUGGGUGGAGAGAGAAGAAGACGAGAGUGUUCGCUACGUCUUCCUCGAUAUGCCUCUUCCAACCCGAGUCCGCAUUCUGUAGUGCGGCGCGUGCAGGCGGACCACUCGAAGUUGUACGGAAGGCUGUCAAGCAUGCGCUGGUAGAGAGCGGCGCGGCCGGGAAGAGUGCGGUUGCUGCGAACGAACAGGAUGUAGCAGAGAGGAUGGGCAUCGAUACGCCCGUGCCCGUACCAGCGUCCAAUUUCCUGUCCCCGCCCGCACCUGUACUUGUGACAGUGUCCACAACAUCACUAUGGACUACACCCGCUACCGUUUCAAGCGCCGUGGCAUCAUACAGCAUCAUACUCGUCGCUUUCCCAAGUGCCGCCGCCUCGCUACUCACGCCCCCACCUCCCACGCCAGCGCCCUUCGCCGCAUCGACCUCUCCACUUCUCCUCGUCUAUGGCCUCAUCUAUCGCGCCCGACUCGUCCCAACCGCAUCAACACCCAAAUCCGCAGAACGACUCGCGCGCCCAGGCGGUAUGCGCGCACAAGCCGCUGCACAUCAAUCAAGCUCGGCCAAAACCGCGGAUCACCGAAGAUGCCGAACUCGUAGGCGCCACAGCCGCACACGCCUACGUUCUCCCUCGCAGCGCAACGCCAACGCCAAUCCCAACCUCGUACCGCUGCAAGCUACGCUUGCGCAGGUUGGGAAGGCUGGUACAAAGAGGAAGCGGAAGCGGGCGACGCAGGCGUAUGCGAAUCGGAGGAGAGAUAGCGAGGCGGGGAAUAAAGAGGUCGAGGAGGUGGAGGGGGGUUGGUGA